AACAUUGUUGACAUCGAGGGGACGUUCUUAUUAUAGCUCAAUGCGAGGGGCAUGACUUUUUAAAAAACUGGUGGUGGAUUACUGUUCAUUAUUGUUAGUUUUAUCUUCAGUAAAGGACAAGGUCACGAUGCUCUCUAUUUCCAGAUUUCUUCACAAAAAUCAAGCUGUUUUGGUUUCUAGACAGUUGCAGAGGACUCUGUCUUCUCAGACAGACGGAGAGACCCGAAUCGCACACAUUCUCAAAGAGAAGUUUCCAUCGGCCACGUCUCUAAAAGUUGUGGACAUAUCAGGUGGCUGCGGUGCUAUGUAUGAAGUCCAUAUAGAAUCAAAUGAAUUUAAAGGGAAAAGAACGGUUCAACAACACCAACUAGUCAACCAGGCACUCAAGGAGGAGAUCCAAGGAAUGCAUGGACUACGAAUAUUCACAGAUAUUCCUCGAGAGUAGGACCAAGCCCUUUCACAAAUUGUAGGCCUAUGAAUGUACACCCCUCAAAUGGAAUGUCAUAUGCUGAUUCAAUUUUCAUCUGAGGAUGAACACCCCAAAAUCUCAGAUGAAUUGCUAAUGUGUCUUUGGCAGGAACAAAGGAAAUGGUUUGUCCGGUUACUUCCUGACAAUAUUGAUAGAAAUAAUCUGAAGAAUUCAAGGUAGGGACACGUUUUACAACGUAAAUUGUGUAAGAAAUGUAACUAAAACCAUCAUAUAUUUUUAUUUAUUUACCAUAAACACAGUUAAAUCAUUGAUGAGAUUAUUCGAAUGCUGCCUUUACAGAAGACAUUGACCUAAAAAGCUAUGAUACGCUCUGGAUAAGAGCGUCUGCUAAAUGACUAAAAUGUAAAUGAAAAAUAACGCUGUCAGGAUUCAUUAGUAAAUUGCCAAGUCAAUUAGCCCCCUAUCCAACUGAGUUGGCCUAUAGUGUUUUUUAACCAUUGUAAAGAUAGGAUGCAAGUACAUUGUAGUGAACAGAUGGAAAAUCUCAUGAUAAAACGACUAGCUAUGCAACUAUUCUUGUACAUUUAUUCUGAAAUUGAAAAUCCUGCCUAUAUUUGUGUUUUUGUUUAGUGUCGUAGUUAAUUGUUUAAGUCAUGAGACACAGUCAUGAGACAAGUUUCCAUUCCGUUUCCAGUAUUUAUGUUCUGUUAUUCCUCCUUGUUAACCAUUAAUGUAGAAAUAAAAGUUGCUGACAAAGUUGAUGGACUUAAAUAAAUAGUAUGUUAUUAAAAGGACAAAAACACUUGA
This is a messenger RNA of Coregonus clupeaformis (lake whitefish), 1237 nucleotides long. Its product is annotated as bolA-like protein 3. Bases 128 to 445 code for a protein of 105 amino acids. The record is from RefSeq and is a predicted model, not a curated record. Lineage: Eukaryota; Metazoa; Chordata; Actinopteri; Salmoniformes; Salmonidae. The transcript is spliced from 4 exons.